AUGGUGGAACGAAGAGCGCAGCGGAAGAAGUCCCAUGGUGGGCCACGCGGCGAUGCAAAAGGAGUUGGCAGGUAUUUUUGGGGAGUGGCGGUUCUGGCUGCUGUGUGCCUUUGUCUUGUGGCAGCCCUGUGGCGGAGGGGGGACGGCCACAGCCUGUCUGUAGUGUGGGUGAACGAUACGAGGGACCUUCUCACUGGGCUGCAUCUGGCGAAGGAGGUGAGGAAUGUCACCACAAUUAGUCAUGUCACUGAUUGUAUGAUGCGGGUUGGUUUGACGCUGGAGAGCACUUUGGUCAGCGCAGCGGAUAAGGCAACGGCCAUAGCCGCGGAAAGGGAUGUGACGAAUACAGCGGAAACCUAUCGGAUGGCAACGGAUUUUAUUCUGGAAACACUCUCUCCCUUGCUGCAGAAGAAAUCUUGGGAUGCUGCUGUGCAGGAAUAUCAUGCGGAACCCAAGUUUAUUUGGCGGUGGAUAGCUGUUGCGACCUAUGCGUUGACGGCCGCUUUGCCGGAGUACUUCCUCGCCCUAGAUAAAACAGGAACCCACGGCGAGGCCCUGGUGGCAGGACUGCAGUUGUUACUGUAUGCAUCGAAUGCUGCUGCUUCGGCGUCGCCUCUCUUUGCGCCAGUUGCACACAUGCCUCUUGUUGAGUGUGCUCACUACGAGAAAAGUAGUCGAUGGAAGAAGUUUUGCGGCAGUGGGUUUUCAAAUCUCAGCGGUCUGGAGGUUCGCCGUGCUGCUAUUCUUGAGGAACUUAUAGCGCUCCACCCUGACUACGCCCCGUUGCGACUUCACUAUGCCGUCGCUCUCUCAAUGAGCCGCCAGGCUGCAAAGUCAGUCGUCGUUCUUGAGGUACUAGAAAGGGAGCGCUCGAAGCUUCACACCCGAACGCAUGUCGACCCUUUGCAUGGGGCAGUGCUGGGACUGUGUGAGGCUUUUAGGUCUUUGGUGGGGAAAAAGGAACGUGCGGAGACGGCGGUGAGGGUGUUGGAGGGGUUGCGCCAAAUCGACACGUGUGCUCGGCUCCUGCGGCCUUUUCACUCAAACUUGGGCAGCUGGCGUCACCGUUUCUCUGGACAAGAGCGACCAGAUGUGAUGGACAGGCGACAGGCAAGGCGUUUGUUGGACGCCAUGACUGAAAUUUUAAAGGAAAACAGGAUGUUGGAGUCCCUACCCGCUGGGCUAAGAGCGUGUGGCGAGACGGAUUGA
Molecule: messenger RNA, 1209 nt
Organism: Trypanosoma rangeli
Lineage: Eukaryota; Euglenozoa; Kinetoplastea; Trypanosomatida; Trypanosomatidae
Exons: 1
Coding region: 1-1209 (402 amino acids)
Source: RefSeq, a predicted model, not a curated record